AUGAACCCGAGAAGAGGCCCACCGACUGUGCUGCGCUCUCCCGCUGCUGCUGGCUGUCCCUUUCCUUCCGCUCGCUAUCAGCGGCCCCUCUCCCUAUCGGAACUUCCCACCCCAGAAGCGGAGGGCCCACGCGCCUUUUGGUGGGUCGGCAACGGUGAUGUGGAAGGCAAGGAAGUCCUCCUGAAGUCCAGUGGUCACGGGGAGCAACUGCCACGGCAACGGCGCAAGAAGAGGAACGCUGCCCAGAAAAAACGCGAGCAGAGGGAACUCCCCGUAGACGAACAGCAGCAGCAAGAUCAGCAAUACAGGAGCUCAGUGAAGCUGCAGCUACAACGGGCGCAAAAUACAGAAGGAGAAGGUUACUCCACAGAAGAACCUGAUGAAGAAACACUGAAGCGCCUGCAAGGGCAACACCUGCAGCAACAGCAGCACCGGCGACACAGGAACUCGUUGCACAUGCAGGUGCACCGGGAGUCCGGUGCAUAUGCGGGGAAUUCUGCAUCAGACAGUUCUGACGAGGAGGUUCAGGGGCAACAGCAGGCGCAGGCGGAAAGGCAGCGAAGAAACCGAUACAGAAACUCGGUGCACCUGCAGGUGCAGCGGAACUUGUGGAGAUCGAAAGUGCAUACCAUACCGGAGGAAUCGGACGAAGAAUCGCAAGAGACACAGCCAGAGGCACCGGAGUCUGGAAAGCAGCAGCGACGGGAAAAGACAGGAGCGCAUUCAGAGGGUGUGCAAGAAGCUGGUGAGCUCAGCGAGAGCGACUGGAGCGACAGAGAGUUCAGUGACGACGAGGGGCCGGCAGACUCUGCAACACAGGCUGCCGUGCGUUUCAAGGGGCAAAUUUCCCCCGAAAACCUUGAAGGUUCCCCUCUACCUGCAUCUGUUAUCAAGAGAGCGGUCGCUAAGAUAAACAGGCGGUAUGAACAGUGCGGAGACACUGCCAGAGAGAUGACCGUGGCAGAGGAGGAACUGAUUGAUAGUGUCAUCCGGCGCUGGGAAAGCUCUGGCUUUCAAGCUUUUGAGAUAGAGGGAAUGACAGUCGACUCGCAGGAGCAGCAGAUCAUUCUGCAGAACGAGGCGUUGACCCCCAACCUCAUUAACAUUUACCUGCGGGCGCUCGAGAUCAACAAGACUCCGCUGACAACCAGCAAGCGCAGAAGGCCCAAGCAAACAAGCCUCCCUGUCGAAGUGGCUUCGAAGCUACUCAGUCCCUCCCUCUCAGAGGAGGACGGUGAGCAACUGCUGGUAGCCAUGGAAGCUCGACGGGUACUCGAUGCCCACAUCACCGUCUUCCCGCUCAUGGAAAGCCGCAUGCACUACUCAGCCCUCGUCGUUGACACCAUUAAGGGCAACAACUCAGUGCUGUUUUUGCUGCGUUGGUUCGACCCAUUCGGAGAGUCGGGGACGACACCCUUGCGAAACAUUCUGCCUCUGCUGAAGCGACUUGCUGAUAUGCAUGUUGCCGCGGAAGGAGAUGCGCUGUACUUCAGAAAGCAAAUGCUCUUGAAGCUGGACUUUGCUGGCCGCUGGAAGCGGGUUACUGCAAGUGGCCGAGAAUGA
Eimeria mitis is the source of this 1563-nucleotide messenger RNA. RefSeq lists its product as uncharacterized. Bases 1 to 1563 code for a protein of 520 amino acids. Lineage: Eukaryota; Apicomplexa; Conoidasida; Eucoccidiorida; Eimeriidae. The record is from RefSeq and is a predicted model, not a curated record. The transcript is spliced from 11 exons.